Pneumocystis carinii B80 is the source of this 291-nucleotide messenger RNA. RefSeq lists its product as hypothetical. The record is from RefSeq and is a predicted model, not a curated record. Bases 1 to 291 code for a protein of 96 amino acids. The transcript has 4 exons. Lineage: Eukaryota; Fungi; Ascomycota; Pneumocystomycetes; Pneumocystales; Pneumocystaceae.
AUGAUAGAUGAAACAUUUCUUAAUGGAACACAUUGUUGGUUUCAUGAUGAUCAAGAGGCCUGGAUAUCAGCAGAAUAUAAAGAACAUUCAGUUGAAGAAGGGAUUUUGAAAUUAAUUUUUUUGGAUGAUAAUGGAAAGGAACAUGUGGUUAAAACGAAAGAAGAAGAUUUCAAAGUAAUGGAAAAUUCGUCAAUUCUUCAAUUACGAAAUCCUCCUAUGCUUGAAGCAACAGAAGAUUUAAUUAAUUUAUCAUAUUUAAACGAGCCAUCUGGGAAUUUUACAUACGAUUAA